Molecule: messenger RNA, 717 nt
Organism: Penicillium bovifimosum
Lineage: Eukaryota; Fungi; Ascomycota; Eurotiomycetes; Eurotiales; Aspergillaceae
Exons: 1
Coding region: 1-717 (238 amino acids)
Source: RefSeq, a predicted model, not a curated record
AUGCCUCCAAUCGACUACUCAAAAUGGGACAAUAUCGACACGGACUCAGACUCGGAGCCUGAGACAACCUCGGUUCCGCGUCCUCAACCGUCCAGACCAGCCGCAUCUCUGCCGUCCAGACCAGCUGCACCCCAGCCGUCCACCCCAGCUGCACCCCAGCCGUCCACCUCCACCGCCCCUCAAGCGUCCACCCCAGCCGCACCCGCCAACCAAACGCCCUCCAAAAAGGACCUUAUCAAGGCAGUGAUGGUUCGAUACAAGGGCGACCCCGGGCCCGUCUGGUCGCAAAUUACCAUCCCCUCAGACCACCCCGUCUUCAGAAACCGCGUCCCUCCCGUGCCAGCCCUUCUCGAGUUCCCUAUCAUCAUCCACCGGGUCGGGACUUUUGACACUGGGGCAUUUGGUUGCCUCGAUAAUCAGCCCAUCACAUACCUAAACAUCGAACCGCACAACGGUUUUGCGCCCCCGGAGUGGCAACGAGGGGUUGGGAGUUGCAUUGUAGCCAACAAGAAUAAGAAGGAUUUCACGAGAGAGCAGUUUGAGGCGAUCUUCAUGUACUGUGAUCGGAUCCUUGAUUACUUUGGCGAAUCUAUACCACCACCUCCCCACUUCUUCACCAGAAAGGAGUUCGAGCGGUGGUACGAACAGUAUGAUCACAAUUGCAGGCUGAAUGAUCGGAAUGACUGGACUCCGGGUCCGUCGUUGUAUGACGUGUGA